AUGUCCGACUACCAUGAUUUACCAUUCAAUGACAUUCUUGACUGGAAUAGUUUCUCUAUAAUUGUCAAAGAGGACAAAGUUCCCGAUCUAGAAAAGAUUCUUAAAGGCAUACCAGAAGAAAAGUUCAAGAAACUGAGUCAAAAUGUUCUUCAGGUCCAUAAGCACUUCAAGUGGAAUUCUCCUCCUGUCAAGUAUGAUGAGUUUCACAUGGUUAUGUAUGAGCUAUGGCAGCACCGCCACAUCGAGGACAAUGUUCCCAAUCUAGAGAAAAUUCUUCAAGGAAUACCAGAAGAAAAGUACAAGAAAAUGCAUCAAAAUCUCCUUCAGGUUAGAGAGCACCUCAAGUGGCAUUCUCCCCCAGUCAAGUAUGAUGAGUUUCACAUGGUUAUGUAUGAGCUAUGGAAGAAUCGCCAUAUCAUUCGGUACUGA
Messenger RNA from Dovyalis caffra, 429 nucleotides. Lineage: Eukaryota; Viridiplantae; Streptophyta; Magnoliopsida; Malpighiales; Salicaceae. The record is from the annotation of a GenBank genome assembly.